Molecule: messenger RNA, 2305 nt
Organism: Bombina bombina (fire-bellied toad)
Lineage: Eukaryota; Metazoa; Chordata; Amphibia; Anura; Bombinatoridae
Gene: FASTKD4
Product: transforming growth factor beta regulator 4
Exons: 11
Coding region: 174-2078 (634 amino acids)
Biological process (GO): mitochondrial RNA processing; regulation of mitochondrial mRNA stability
Cellular component (GO): ribonucleoprotein granule; mitochondrial matrix
Molecular function (GO): RNA binding
Source: RefSeq, a predicted model, not a curated record
CAUACGUUGACGCACACACUACGCGACCGUCUCUGCCUUUCCUCACUGGAGGUCAGAGGAAGCCGGGUGCGGGUUCCAUGCUGCUGGCGUGCUGAGAGGAGAGAAAUAUGCUGAGCUGAUCCCUUUGCUGCCCUAUUGGGCUAUGUGGUCUUGAGCAGUGAAGAACAGAAAAGAUGGCUUCCCGUCUCUUUCAACGAUGCUCCCGUUUGCUUGCGGCUUCCUCUGCGCAUUUUGCACCCCCAUCUUGCCAGCUUCCACAUGAAGGUUUCAAACUGCUUCACUCCUCUCAGACUUUACUGUCUCGCAGCUCCCUCCACACCUCCAGUGUGUGCAGAUGUGCGGACAGGAUACUCGAAAAAGAACAGACUUCUAACUUUCAAGCAGAAUACACCGAGUUUGAUGGUCUGCUGGAGUCCAGAUCUGGGGUGGAUGAGCUUCUGCAGCUGGGUGUGGAGCGCAGUGUGAAUGGCAAUCAAGCUGCCAUGAUCAUUUCUCAGAUCUCCAGGACUUUGAUGGAGACCAAAGCUCAGACAGACAGCGUCCUGGAGGACAAUCGCUUCAAGCAGCUGUUGCUUGUUAUGAAUAAUAAUAUUUCUACUGUUUGGAACGGGAACCUUGUCGUGCUCUUGAAGAGUCUCUAUUUCUUGGGGUUGGAAGAGAGCAGCAAGCCGAUGAGGUCCGUUGAAAAUGAGGUUCGGUGGCGCAUGAGGCGGUUCAGCUUCAAGUCCCUGGUGCAGCUUGCUGACUUCUCUGUGUCCUUCGCUCGUACCCAGGAUCAGAAGAAUCUGGUCAGUGACCUGUUAAAGAACUUGGAGCUGCGAUGGACGGAGAUAGAUGAUGCCAGGACCGUGGUGGUUCUAAUGAGCAGGGUGGGCUUCCUCUCAAAGUCUCUCAUGGAGAAGCUGGAGGACAAGGCACUGGAAUAUGCUGAACAUUUCACCCCUGAGGAUACACGGAAAGUGGCGCUGGCCCUUGCGGCACAAAAUAGACGCUCUGUACCAUUACUGCGUGCGUUGUCCUAUCACCUGGUGCAACGGCACUUUGCACUCAGCCCAGCAGUACUAAUAGACCUAGCAUUUGCUUAUGGGAAGCUAAAUUUUCACCAAGUGCAACUUUUCCAGAAGAUGGCCACUGAUCUUCUUCCCAAAGUUCCGGAAAUGAGCGCCAUUGACAUCUCGCGGUGCGUCAAGUCUUUCGCCUACCUGAAGUGGUGUAAUCUGCUUCUGUUUGACGCCUUUGCACAGGCCAGCAUGGAUGGCGCAGAGAAAUUUACCCUUAUUCAACUAAGUAACGUCAUCUUGGCAUUUGCCCGUUUGAACUUCCAACCAAGUAAACGUGAAGAAUUCUACAGCAUGGUGCACCAGCGGCUACACGAUGAGAUGGCUACGUUAGACCCAUUCCUCUUGGUGGACAUCGUAUGGUCCCUUUGCAUCCUACAGCAGGCUGACCCAUUGUAUUUGAAAACCGUGUUGAAUCCAGAGUUUGCAGUCAAGAUCUUUGAUGACAAGUCCACUAAAUUCGUCAGCUACAAACUGAAACUCAUUCACAUAAACUCCACGGCUCAGCUAGAAUGUACAGAUUACAGGGGGCCACUGCUCCCUUCUGAAACCGUGAGCACCCUACAGUCAACAUCUGCCGUCCGAAAGUUGUCCCCGCUACAGAGCGGGCUACAGAGUGUUCUCAGAGACUUGUUUCCAAAGGAGGAGACCUGCAGAUGCAGUGUGGACACUGUGUAUGGCUGGCACAUUGAUGGGGAAGUCGUUCUAGACUCUGAAAACAAACCAUUGCUCCUUCAGGAUCUGGUGGCUCCACAUCUUGCGCACAGUGAAGGGACCCGGCCAUUACCUGAGGGCGCCAGAAGAUUUGCUUUCGUCAGCUGGGAUUUCCCUAACUUUACGUCGCGCACAAAGGAUCUGCUGGGCCGGUUUGUGCUGAUGAGGAGGCAUCUCCAGACUGCUGGUUUCCUGGUGGUUGAGGUUCCUUACUACGAGUGGCAAGAUCUGAAAUCCGAGUGGCAGAAGUCUGCGUAUCUGAAGGACAAGAUUAACAAAGCAGUAGCAGAAGAGAUGGCUAGGUGAGGAGCUUGUGACAGAGGAGCCCGCCGCAUGCAGCAGAACACAGUGUAUAUAUGUAUCACCUUGUAUAGCAAUGAUCUUAACCUCUGGCAGAAAAUGAUGCUUUUACCCUGUUCCGUAUUUUAAUUUAAUUUGUAUUUUCUUUGUGGGGAAAUUUGACUUGUCUGUAAAUGGAGAAAAAAAUUACAAUGUGGGUUAAAAACUAUAAAAACAAAAAAAAUGUAAACGGA